AUGAAGAACAGAGCAUAUCCUGCACUCCAGACGCGCUUGACCAAUUUGCACCUCCAAAAUCUAACUCUCGAUCUCCUCUUGGCACUACAAGGUCUCCGGGCAUCUCGCCUCCUCUCCUCCCGUGGUGGAGGCAAGAAUCUCUUCAGCGACCUAGCGAAACUCAACUCUCUCGUCAACGCUGAUGAUUUCGACUUUGACCGUAUCCGACCUCUCCUUAAUGCCGUGCUCGCCAACAAACCAGACAGCAAGAUCUGGGACAAGGUCUACAACGCUAUCACUGAAUCAACCCCUCCUCCCCGACCGAUAGCUUCUUCUCUCCAACAGACCCCGUGGCUCCGCAACACGAGCAGCUUCGCGAACUCGUCAGAACACCGCAAAUACGUGGACGAUGUGCUCAAGGAGGAGCUCGGCCCUAUGUAUGUUGGGCUCCGCGGCUUCGACCAGACAUACUUUGGUGCUGUGGCCGACCUCGAAACAGCAUCCGAAGCUUUCUUCAAGCAGUGUUUAGGAGGAGGUGAUCCAUUCUUUGACGACGGUUAG
Messenger RNA from Phaeoacremonium minimum UCRPA7, 540 nucleotides. Its product is annotated as putative protein kinase-like domain protein. Bases 1 to 540 code for a protein of 179 amino acids. The transcript has 2 exons. NCBI's taxonomy places the organism in Eukaryota, Fungi, Ascomycota, Sordariomycetes, Togniniales, Togniniaceae. The record is from RefSeq and is a predicted model, not a curated record.